Xenopus laevis (African clawed frog) is the source of this 7960-nucleotide messenger RNA. RefSeq names its product solute carrier family 7 member 14 S homeolog (gene slc7a14.S). Gene Ontology annotation, biological process: amino acid transport; amino acid transmembrane transport; transmembrane transport. Bases 269 to 2575 code for a protein of 768 amino acids. Gene Ontology annotation, cellular component: plasma membrane; membrane. The transcript is spliced from 8 exons. NCBI's taxonomy places the organism in Eukaryota, Metazoa, Chordata, Amphibia, Anura, Pipidae. The record is from RefSeq and is a predicted model, not a curated record. Gene Ontology annotation, molecular function: amino acid transmembrane transporter activity; transmembrane transporter activity.
UCCUCCUCCUCUCUGCCAGCCGCAUAGACAGGAGACAUGGACCUUACAACUGCCAGCGCUGCCUACUGCUACUGCUGCUGCUGAUCUACAUCAAUACUUGUUUUUCAAGUACUAACUGAAGAGGGAGAAGGGAUUUUAAAUCAUGUGGCAUUUCAUUAAAUUAUAAAAACAAGUGAUACAAUUGAACAUAAACUAUUUAACUGAAUGCUAGGAGGAGCCUGCAGGAACCUGAUCUUACCCUCAACAUUUUUACUACACUGCUGAAAUUAUGAGUGGGUUCCUUCCCUACCUGGACCCACAGAGGAUUCCGUGGAGAGCCACUGGGCAUGCAUUUGGUUCAAGGGUUUUACGCACCAAGCCGGUAGAGUCAAUGCUGGAAGGCACUGCCGGAACUUCUGUCCAUGGAACUAAACUGGCUAGGGUGCUGACUACGUUGGAUCUGGUCUCACUUGGAGUUGGAAGUUGUGUUGGAACUGGAAUGUAUGUUGUCUCUGGAAUGGUUGCUAAAGAAAUGGCUGGACCGGGAGUAAUUGUGUCAUUCAUUAUUGCAGCAGUGGCAUCAAUCUUGUCUGGUGUUUGCUAUGCUGAAUUUGGAGUGCGUGUACCGAAAACCUCAGGCUCUGCUUAUACUUACAGCUAUGUGACUGUGGGGGAAUUUGUGGCUUUCUUUAUUGGAUGGAAUUUAUUAUUAGAAUAUCUGAUUGGUACAGCGUCAGGAGCCAGUGCUCUGAGCAGCAUGUUUGAUUCCCUGGCCAAUCAUACAAUCAGCCACUGGAUGAUUACCAAUGUGGGAACAUUAAAUGGACUGGGCAAAGGAGAAGAUUCCUAUCCAGAUUUUAUAGCUUUGAUUAUUGCUAUCAUCGUGACAAUUAUUGUAGCUCUUGGGGUGAAAAACUCAGUUGGAUUUAAUAAUGUGCUCAAUGUUAUUAACAUCUUAGUGUGGAUCUUUAUUAUGAUAGCUGGUCUUUUUUAUGUAAAUGGGAAGAACUGGUCUGGAGAUUUUCUCCCCUAUGGAUGGUCUGGGGUGAUGACGGGCGCAGCAACCUGCUUCUAUGCCUUUAUUGGCUUUGAUAUCAUUGCUACCACCGGGGAAGAAGCCAAGAGUCCCAACACCUCUAUCCCAUAUGCCAUUACUGCUUCUUUAAUCACCUGUUUAACUGCUUAUGUGUCUGUGAGUGUUAUAUUAACUUUGACAGUGCCAUACAACAUGAUCGACACAGAAUCCCCACUGAUGGAGAUGUUUGUAAUUCACGGAUUUUAUGCUGCCAAAUUUGUUGUUGCUGUUGGCUCUGUAGCAGGACUCACUGUGAGUCUAUUUGGCUCUCUGUUCCCUAUGCCUAGGGUUAUUUAUGCAAUGGCUGGUGAUGGGCUUUUGUUCAGGUUUUUGGCCAAUGUCAGUUCCUAUACAGAAACUCCAGUCUUGGCCUGUGUUGUCUCAGGAUUCCUUGCCGGCCUUCUGUCUUUGUUGGUCAGCCUUCGUGAUCUUAUAGAAAUGAUGUCAAUAGGCACUCUAUUAGCAUACACACUGGUGUCUGUUUGUGUCCUACUACUGCGUUACCAGCCUGAGAGUGACAUUGAUGGUUUUGUUAAAUUUAUCUCAGAAGAAAACACCAAAAAGAAGGAAGGAAUCCUGGCUGAGUGUGAGAAGGAUGCAUUCUCUCCUAUGAGUGAUGGAGAGGAAUUCAGUGGCCCAGCCACAAAUACCUGUGGUGCAAAGAAUCUGCCUUCUCUCGGAGACAAUGAAAUGCUUAUUGGCAAAUCUGAUAAGUCCCACUACAACGUAAACCACCCCAAUUAUGGCACAGUUGAUAUGACAUCUGGGAUUGAAGCAGAUGAAUCUGAAAAUAUGUACCUUUUUAAACUGAAAAAAUUUAUAGGCCCACGAUAUUAUACCUUAAGAAUCCGCCUUGGUUUGCCUGGAAAAAUGGAUCGGCCAACUGCUGCAACUGGCCGUACAGUCACCAUAUGUGUCAUGCUGCUUUUCCUUCUCAUAUUAAUCUUCUGCUCUUUUACUAUCUUUGCUGCGGACUAUAUCUAUGAACAAACAUGGUGGGCUAUCCUCCUGGUUGUCUUGAUGGUCCUGCUGCUCAUUGCCUUGGUGUUUGUAAUCCUACAACAACCAGAAAACCCCAAAAAGCUGCCAUAUAUGGCACCAUGUGUCCCAUUUGUCCCUGCUUUUGCAAUGCUGGUAAAUGUGUAUCUCAUGCUGAAACUGUCAUCAAUUACAUGGAUUCGAUUUGCUAUUUGGUGUUUUGUUGGCCUGUUGAUUUAUUUUGGCUACGGCAUGUGGAACAGCACCUUAGAAAUCAGCGCCAGAGAAGAGGUUCUCCAUCAGAGCACAUAUCAGCGCUACGAUGUUGAUGACACCUUCUCUGUGGAUGAUGGGUUGUCCUAUCCUUCAGAAGAAAACUUCCAAGACUGGGGUGGCAGGGAAACAAAAGACAGCUACUAUCAGCAGGACCCAGAGACAGAAGGCAACAGCCAGAUGAACAGUAGGCCCAAAAGUAAACGGAAGCACAAACAGGAUUCUGAUGCACUGAUUGCCAACGACGAGUUAGACUAUGGUGCAGAAUAAAUCCAAACCUAUUAUAAUGUGCUCCAUCUCUAUGAAUAUAACAGCUUCAUCAAUAGAAUUUUGCUCGUUCUUCUCACAAACGUUGCUGCUUAUGUUAUUAAGUUGUAAGCAAGUGUUCAAUCUGUUUUCCAUCUUGUUUUGUGCCCCACUUCCUGUCCUCGAAUACACGUUAAAGGAUAACCCUAACAUUUACCCUUCACUAUCAGUCCCAAAAAGAGCAUUUUGUGAAACACAUAUAUUUAUACGUGCAUAGUGUCUUAAUCUUUACAUCAUGGAAGACCGCUAGGUUGCAGGCGAUGGCUUGUAGUUGAAAUUAGUGAUUAUUUUAGUUUUGCAUUCCUCAUUGUGCAUAGACUAUGUCUAGUAAAUGAGGACUGCGAGCAAAUGGUUUUUCUCACUUUCAAAAACAGCACAAGCUGUUUUAUGGAUCUCUAAUUUUGUCAUGGUAGGAAACUAUUUUAUUUAUGUGAAUUUUACAAAAUGCGUUUAGGUGUGUACUGCCAAAGGCAACGUGUCCUCUUGCAACUGUCUUGCCCUAUGAACACAUAAAGAUAGCUCUCACUCAACAACAUUGUACACUGUAUAUAAAUGGCUUAGGUUAAGGUCAAUGGCUGAGAUCCUUUACAAGUCUUGAACUCUCACUAAAAGAAGUAUUUCAAGCAACCAUAUUUAGAUGCCCAGCACUUACAUUCCUGCUUUCUGUUUCAUGUGUUCAUAGUCUGGGUGACAGGAUACACUAAAACAUGAGGAUAAUCUAUUAUAACUAGGGGCAUACAAGGUUUCAUUUAAAACACAUGUAAUUCAGGAUAAGGGACUGUGUGUGUGUGUGUCGCUAGUUUCAGACUGUAUUACUCAUUGUAAAUAAUUCCCCAUAUUUAUAACUUCUUAUUAUUAUUCACGGUCUUGCUAAGAGUCAUUUCCCAGUGUCACUAUUGGCAUCACAAAAAUCAGUUUCCAAAUGUGAUGAACCUUACAUUAUGUGCCUCUUCCAGUUGAUCCAAAGAAGGUGCCCAUGUCUCUAUGGAAGUAUUUACUACCAAGAGUGUCUUAACAUUUGAGUGGGCACAGGAACAAAUUAGUGCUGUCUUUAGCAGGGUGCAAAAGUCUUUGUAGUAGCCGUUGCAUGCAGGCCUAAAUUAUAGACAUUUGUUGCAACCCAAAGUUUUCUCUACCUUCUUGGAAGAAGCUGCACGUUUUUAUAGUGACUAAAGCAAGAUGGUGAAAGAAAUAUUUUGUACUAUUUAUAGUCUCCAGCUGUUGUGCCACUACAGCUUUCAUCAACCACAGGGACUGCUGGGAGUUAUUGGUCAGUAACAGCUGGAGAGCUGCAUGUUGAAUUAGAAAUUGUGGCUCUGACACAUAUUAUUAUACCCUAAGACAGUGGCAGGGUGCCAUGAAAAGAGUAGAAAAAUAUAUAAAAUUUUUAUAAAUAGAAUAUUUUCCUGCAUAUUGACAAAUUAAUAUUUUGUAAUGUUCCAGAGCCUCUGAAAUUGUGACUGAUGAUAUUUUCCUUUAGCGACAACAAAAACUAUAUUUCUGAUUCAAUUGGCAGUUUUUUUCUUAUUAUCAGAAAAACAUCCGCAAUCUCCUGGGAAUCCAUACAGAACAAGUCACAAGCUCCACAGCUGUGGUUUUCCUACUGCCUUCAGUCAACAUAACUUCACAGAGGAGAUGUAGCAUAUGCCCCUGAAUGUGCAACACUUUUCUCCCUGUUUCAUCAUUUAGAAUCCCAUGUGCUCUUGUUCUUAUCAUUCUAACACUCAUUUGCACCAUGCUGCAUGAAGGAACAGCAAAUCCGAAGAUGCCUGGGACUUUUUCACUCAUUUUACAAAGAAAACAGCAGACGAUUCCAAUUGCAGUAGGGUAAACGCAUGCAUUUAGGUGUUAGACUGCAUUACAAUCUAAUGUAUAUAUGGUACUUCAAUUUAAAAAUGUUACCUACUUAUCCCAAAGACAGCAAUGGAUGAUUACAAUCUAUUUCUGACAAUUCAUCAAGCUGUUUCCUUUUAUGCAAAAUCAGGGCCAUUUAAAUAAAUUGGCAAAAAGGAGCAUUUUUCCAAAUCCCACAAGGAUGGGGGUGGGGUAGGGGUGGCAGCAUCAGACUUUUCAUCUACUAUAGCUUGAAGAAUCCCUCAAAAAUUGCCUUUUUUUCAUCUCCAUCUAGACCAGUUGUUACUGGGACAAUGUUCCUAAAGGAUCUUUUUCAAAAAAGCUAGUAGCUUUAGUAGAGACUUUUUUCUUAUGGUGUCCUAUGCAGAGAAAUACAAUGCCAGAACUAUGGCAUUCAUACAUUAAAUACACACAGAUACUAAAAAAAGGGGGCAUAUUGUAUGAAAUAAAAUAAAAAGCUCUCCCUUUGUUUGCUGCUGAUUCUCCUGUCUUAAACAGUAAAAAAAAACCUCUUUUCUAUAAAAAUAGCUGAGAAUUUCUAAUUAAAUUAUAUUGCAAACAGGUUUAUUUUUAAAUGGGGAAAGCAAAUCCCAAUUUAUAUUUUUUGAUAUGUCCCCUUUAAUAUAAAAUUAGAUAGCAUAUACAAACACAAUCAGCACAUGAAAAACGCCUUUUAAUCCUAGAUAAAGAACAUGUGUGUGUGUUAACCAAAUGGAAAAUUAAGCUGUGCGGCUGCUGUAAUUCUGCUUGUGUUUGUAGAAAUAUCCUAUAACAUUUAAAAUCCUCCAUGUGCCAAAUUGCCUAGGCCAUAGGGCAUAAACCUAUGGUUCUCUUCAUACUGCUGAGCUGCCCUACCCCCCAACACCCUUCAAUGGAUUCUGAGAGUUGAAGUUUAACUGCAAUGGAAGGCUGUAAAUCCCUGCCUUGGAAUUGAUCAUGCUAUGAUGUCUUGAAACAGGGAAAUGUAAUAGCUGCACUGUAAAUAUUGUUGUUCUAGGUAGCAUUUUGCUAUUAUCUAUUUCUUGGAGUAAGAGAUAUAAAGCUAUUUAUUUUGAAAGCCGCUGGGAUGCACAGAUACUGUUAGAAAUCAUCCUUCUAGAUAAUAUGUUUGGCUACAGAUUUCUGCAUCUCAUCUUGGGCUGCUUAGAAAGGAUAGGCUGGAUGCCACAGGAAUGCAGACAUCCCCCAAAGGAACCAUAGAUGAUAUCACUGAAGCUCAGCUAAUAAAUCACGUCUGCUAAUAACUCAUGUCAGCACAGAGCUGUGCAGGAAUAGUCUCUCUGCGUCACGUAAUAAAGAACUUGCUGGGCUGAAUUAUCUGGAAAAUACACAUCUUGCAACUUACUGAAGCUUUUUAUCAUUUACAUCUUCAAAUAGAAACAUUUUGCUUAAGCCCUUCAAGAAUUUUACAAAAUACUCUGCUGUUCCGUUACCAAGUUUAUGCUUUUUAGUCAUUCAGCAAGACUAAACAAUUCUGCAGCUGGAGAUGUAUUUUUACUGGUCAGAAAGUAUAAUGUUUGCAUGUCGAGUUGUGUUUUUGCCUUUAUUCGUGUGGGGUGGUCAUUAUUGGGUUGUUGGAAGUUAUUUAAAAAAACUGCUAUUUCCAGCAAUAUCGGUGCAAGUUGUUCCUUGUUUGGACCCAAUACUUUGAUCUGAACAAACCUGGGCAUGUGAGUAUAUGUAUCUCUGUUGAUCACAAUGGCCUGUGUUUCAGUCAUUUUUCAAGGGUCCCAUAGUGAUUUUGUCUUUGUGUGGGAGACCAGAUGAGCUCCUUCACUUACCAGUUUUGCCAAUGAUUUUACUCAAGCAGUGACCCUAUGAUAGAUCUGAAUGAUCAUGGUCUACCCAUGUGUGACAAGCAUCAGUCUAUAGAAAUGGCCCUCAACAGAUAUUCAUUAUCCUGUAGGCUAGGCUCAUUUGUUUUGGUUCCAAUGCAAAUAGACUGGACUCUUAUUAAGGCAAAGCCAUUUUAAGGGUGAUUUGUGCAACUUGUCCUUGGUCUGGGGAAUAAGAAUGCAAAGAUUUUUAUAAUGAGAUCUUCUAAAUUGAUCUACUAGGCUCCUACAAUAAGAAGAGCUGUUGCAUAGUGUAUCAUGUUUUUGUCUGCUAUUGAUUUGUGUAGAGAGUAGUUUGGAGGGGGGGCAUUUGAUAAGUACAAUCUAUAAGCGAAAUUAUUCCAAAUAAUGUUUAUUAAUGGAUGAGCACGGGCUUGUUGAUUAUCUGCUGUACUAAGAGGAGACUACAGUGGAAAGACUUGUUUGCAUGUGAUCAGUUCAAAAGAGUAAAGUGAACAUGUAUUUGCAUUUCUACAUCUAAAAAGGAACUGAUGCAGUGCAAUACCAAAUAUACUUUACAUAUGUCCAUACAUGUUCCUACUAGUGAUGGGCGAAUAAAUUCGCCAGGUGUCAAUUUGCUGCAAAUUUCUGCAUUUUGCCACGGGCGAAACUGCCGCGAAAAUUCGGCGUAAAAAAAAAAUACGCCGCCUUGAAAAAAUGUGGCCGCGCGUCAGAAUUGUUGCGUGCAUCAACUUUGUCACACGUCAAAAUUAUUCUGAUGCCCAUUGUCUUUAAUGCAUUUGGCCAAAAUAGGCGCACGUAUAACAAUUGUCGAAAAUUAAUGCUGUCCAAAUAAUUUUGACGCCCAUUGAUUUCAAUGCAUUUCGCGAAUGUUUCAGUGAAGCAAAAUGGGACAAAUUCACCCAUCACUAGUGCCUACCAGUUUGUGUAUUCCCAGAUUAUGUUAGAUGCAAGGGAAAGAUGCAGCAAAUAAGCAGAUCUAUGUGACCAACAUGACUAAGAACCUAUAGGCAGUUAAAGGAACAACCCUACCCUUUUUUUAUAAAUAGCAUGAAUUUUAUAUUUAGAAUAAUUUUACUAAUUAAUUUACUAAACUAUACAGUUUACUAUAAUUAUGGGCAACCCUUAUCAAGUGUCCUUGAUGUUCUUGUGUUGUAUGUUUGCACUUAUUCUGUAUAUAGGGGUUGAGGAUGCUGCUGCUUUGUUUUUGUUUGUAAUGUAUCAACAGCAGCGGCACCAUAAACGUAUCAACAUUAGGAUUUUUUACAGAUAAAAUAGAGUUUACCUUUAGUAGCACUUGUUCAGCCAGUCUUUUUUUUUGUAAAACCUGAAAAUAAUCUUUCUCUAUAUACCCUUUUAAAAAGUAAUUAUCUCUCUUAAAAUGACAGUAAAUUAUAAUGGUAAACUGAUUGUGUGCACAUCAUGUUCUUUCACUGCACAAAUGAAUUAGUAAAGAUAUUACUGUGUGUGCAGCCAUAUUGGUUGGCAUGGUACGGUAUUUUCAAUAGAUUAAUGAAAUAGAUAGCCCAAACGCACUGUACUAUUGUAGGAUAUUUAAAAUAUAUUUUCCUUUAGCCCUUAAACUGCAUUCACAUAUGGGAGCUGGGAUUUUCCAUAGAUACUAAGUCAGUCAUUGCAUCUCAAUUAAAUUAAACCUGGCACACAUAAGAAUGUGAACUGAUUAAAAUGAAGAACUUCA